AUGAAAGCUUCAAUGAAGUUUAGAGAGGAACAAAAACCUCUGUUUCGAGCAAAAGCGCCUCUCAAAAUUCUUGGGUUCCCGUUUCAAUCAGGCAUGGUAGCCGGGGAAUCGAAAGAGCUUUCAUUGAAUCUCAGCACUUACUUCGAAUCAGGGCCAUCUUUGAAGGUUUCUUAUCGUCCAAAUGAUUCUCUAAAUUCGUUUAGUGUCGUACUCAAGACCGGAACCGGCCAUUUCGGUUCGCCGAUCUCUAGCUCAUUCAACAUGAACUCCGAAUUUAAUUUGAGUCGAGGUGGUCAAAACCCUAGGUUUUUUGUUCACUUCAAGCCUCAGUUUGGAGACUUCAUUGUCAAAAAUGUUCAAUCGUCGGUGUUUAAGAAACAAAUUACUGGUGUUGUCGACGAAGAUGCACCGGUGAAGGGGGUAUUAUCAGACGUGGAAAUGACCGCCACAACGGCUGUCCAAUUGAGGAAAAACACUACGUUGAGCUUCCGUUGGGGAUUUAGGGUUCCGGCGACGGGAGACUCGUCGAUGGUGCAGAUGAAGAUGAACAAUUUAAUGGCUGGGAUUUCCCUCUAG
Lactuca virosa is the source of this 576-nucleotide messenger RNA. The record is from the annotation of a GenBank genome assembly. Lineage: Eukaryota; Viridiplantae; Streptophyta; Magnoliopsida; Asterales; Asteraceae.